AUGGACUUUUUUUCCCAAGGUCAUCACAGCUCGACGAACGACCAGGCGCAGGACGCGUUCGCCCAAGCCAUCAAUGCUCGCUUCAACAACAGCCAGGCCGCGCUUCUUACCUCCCAGAUCGUCCCAUCCCCCGGGCCACCCUCCGUGCUCUCUCCCCCAGCACUUCGCAUCCCCCCACGCUCAACAACACACCAGCCAGCAACAAUUCCACCCGUCGCUGGCCCAUCGCGCAUCACCAAUACGACAUCAUCAGCACCGUCAGCACCGUCAGCAACGUCCUUCCCCCCGUACACCCCCGCCACACUCCAGUCCCUCCUCUCAGAUCCCCAUACCCUCAUCCUCGAUCUUCGUCCACUCGGGACCCACUACAACGCUCGCAUACCACAUGCCCUCUCCCUCUCCGUCCCCUCCACCCUCCUCAAGCGUCCCCUCUUUUCCACCACCAAGCUCGCAGAGAUGCUCCCCACAGAAGCUGCCCGGCGCAAAUUCUCCCAAUGGCGAUCCGCCCAUCGUAUCCUCGUCUACGACGCCGACUCUUCCAACAUCCAAGAGGGCAGCAAUAUCCUCGGCCUCCUUCGCAAAUUCCGCGCAGAGGGUUCACAGCCUUCACCCGAUGACCCAGAUGCUAUGGUCGUCGAGCGCGAGCUCGCCUGGCUCAAGGGUGGCUUCCAGGCCGUCUGGCGCGAACGGCGCGAUCUCAUCGACUCCAACCCACCACCAGACGAAGAUGAGCUGGACGAUGAUCACGACUCACCACCUCCGACGAGUAGCGUGCCUUCGACCGCGGCUCCUACCGCACUCUCUCUCACCGACAGCGGCAAUUCGUCACAGAACUCGUUCCAGAGCAGCGCACUCUCCUUGCCUACGUCGAUCAGUUCAAUGCAAUCCAAGAACUCGAACGUCCUUCGGACGAAGCGUCUGCCCAUGAGCGCAUUCGGCGUCUCGUCCACUACCUCCUCACACCGGUCUGGCUCGGCCCAUCACCAGCAGUAUCUCGACAAGGAUAGCCCCCUGACGGCAGCGUCCAAGACGUCGAUAUCGCCCAAUGUGGCGUACAACCCUUUCUAUGACGCCAUUCGACAAAAUCUGGAGCUCUCACACGGAAUCACAGAGAAGAUCCCGUUGAAAAUCAGUCGAGAGGCAAAGGAGAGGAUCGGCGAGCUGCCGUUUGCUUGGUUGAGAGAGAUCGGGAGAUGGGCCAGCGCGGAGGAUAAGCAGCCUUCCGGGUCUAAGGAGGGCCAGGCAGUGGAGAAAGACAAGUGGCGCGAACCUUCUUCUGCUGGCGGAUCUGGUAUAGGGAGCUCGAGUAGCAGUGAGAGCGGCGGGAAGGAGAGGGACGAUGCGCACGUGCGGUUCAAGGAUGCCGCGCGCGGACAGAAGAACACGGGCGAGGUGAGUCCGAAUACGGCUGAGGGGAUGGAGGCUCUGGCCAUGCAAUUCUAUCGGAUUGAGCUGGGAGAGCAGAGGAGGUUGAUGGGUGUUAUGGAGCACCAUUCGAAGGAGAGCGGACACGUGGUGAAGGAGAGCAAACAGUCGCAGGAGGCCGCGCAUGAGAAGAACAAGAAGGAGAAGAAGUGCGGGGAGGUUGAAGGAAUUGAAGGGAUGGCCGAGAAAGGGCACGAGGGUGAGGGCGAGAAGCACGUAACAGGCGAGGCAGAUAACGAGAAGGAUCAAGGCUCAUUUCCGUUCAGUAUUAUUGCUGGUAUCGAAAAGGGUGCUAAGAACAGGUACCGCAACAUUUGGCCAUUCGAGCAUGCCCGCGUCCGUUUGCAAAAACCAAGACCAGACAAUGCCUCAGAAGGCGCGUCCCACAGCUCGGGCUCGUCCACCGUUUUGGGCAGCAAGAGCUCACAAGAAGCAACGGCGUUUCCCUACCUGGAGUCUGCGAAGAACGUGCAGAGUCACGAGAAGAAGGUCGGUCUCGGUUCGCCCAUCUCCACAUCGAGUAAGUCGGCUGCAGGGCGGGCGGGAGGGGGCGAAGACGCGGGGGACUCGGACGACUAUGUCAAUGCGAGUUAUGUGCAACCGCUGGGGACGAAGAAGAAGUACAUUGCGACGCAGGGUCCGUUGCCGGAAACGUUCGUGGACUUUUGGACUCUUGUAUGGGAACAAAAUGUCAGCGUCAUCGUCAUGCUCACGCGCGAGAUGGAAGGGAUGACCAUCAAAUGCGGCAAUUACUGGUCUGAUUCCGUGUACGGUCCCCUCCGGCUCAGUCUCGUCUCCACCACCGCCGCCGAAUCUAACACCUCGCGCGACCCCGCCAACCCCUCGAAAUCCGAAGCUCCUUCCUUCUUUCCCGUGCAGGCGACCUCCUCCACCGCUCCGGAGCAAACGAGUAGUGAGGAGACGAUCAAGAGGGUGUUUCAUCUGAGCCAUACCGCGUAUCCGCAACUACCACCGAGGAGGGUCGUCCAGCUUCAGUACCUUGCGUGGCCGGAUUUCAACGUGCCGAACGAUUCGUGGGGGCUGUUGAAGUUGAUCAAGCAAGUGGAGGAGGAGGUGGAGAAUUCGGAGAGGGAUAGGUUGGAGUGGGAGAUGAUCAAGUCGAAGAGGGCGGCGACUGUCAAGCGGAAUCCUGUGUCGGCGCUUGCAUCUUCGGCAUGCACACCGUCUGUACCAGUACCGGCACCGGCAGUGGGUACAGGCGAGGAGGAUAAGAGUCUUGCGAGUAAUGAGUCGGUUGCUGGGGAUACGGACUCGGAACUCGUCAGCACGCCCUCCACGGACGACAUGGAUUCCGAAACUGGGAUCGUGUGGAACGCACUCGCAAAGCGGCCUAUUCUCCUCCAUUGUUCUGCGGGCGUCGGGCGCACGGGCGGGUAUAUCGCUGUCGAUGCCGUGCUUGAUGGUGUGAAGAACGAGAUGAGGAAGCGACGCGAGGCGGCGGGGAUCUUUGCGACGACGACGGAGAGUCGGAGUAGGAGUGGGAGUAGGCGGUUGGAGAGUGAUAGUGAUGGGGCGAGUCCGCAUGAAGAGGCGGUAGCGAUGGAUGUGGAUGAUGGGGGGUUGGUGAUGAGUUUGCCGGUUGGGACGGAUAAUCUGGCGGGACGGCAGGUCGGGUUGUCGGUGCAUGUGCCUGUCGUGGGGAUUAGUCCGGAGGAGAAGGAGCGUCGCGGCGGGGAUGACUCGAGGUCAGAGGCUCUAGUGGAGGAAUCUCGGAUGGAGGUCGAUGAACAGAAGCAGCCGUCUCAGGUCCAGCCCACUGAUUCUCAGUCACCCUGGUUGAUGCACCCCCAUAGCCAGGGCCUGAUGAAAUGGACACCUGGUGUCGGCGCCACCGUUCAGUCCUCUCGUCCUCACAUCUCCCAUCAUUUUUCGCACACGAGCAACGCCUCGUCUUUGGGUCCCUCCAGAAGGCGGCCGUCUACGUCCACUCGGCACCCAAGCGUCUCUCCUCCGUCGCGGUCACCCAGCGAGCCACCUGAAUCAGGUUCAGGCUCAUCGGGUUCGUCGCUCAGUCUUCCUUUUGCCAAUCCUUCUAACCCUGCCACUGGCCUUACCACCCCCUUCUCGUUCUCGUUCUCGAAACCCGACCCUUCCCGCACGUCCUCCUCGGAAUCUUUGUCCUCCUCAUCCCCCUCCUCGUCCUCGAAUGCUCAUCCGAUCGUGAAAUUACCAGUGACGACGCCGAACGCAGCGAGGCACAGGACGUGGUCCGCGCCGAAUCAUACGCCGAUGUUCGACAAGAACAAGACGCCGAGCGCGGCUAUCACACCGGGGACGUUUAACCUCAAGAUGCCGGCGCCCAAAGCGCCCGGCGCGUCCUCUGUCCCUCGAUUCGGUGGUAUCCCAUCAAGGCCUAUCCAUCUGAGUUCAAAACCAAACGAACCACCGUCUUCCGUGUUCGCGUUGCAUCAUCACAUCAGCGACCCGUCGUCGCUGGGCCGGUCGUCCUUGAAUUCGCCGCUGGCGGUCGCUGCGGAGCGGUAUACGUCUUCGCCUUUGGCGUUAGGUCCUGAGCCUCCGACCUCGCGGAGUGGGUCUGCGUCGAAUCCAAGGCAGAGGUAUCAUUCGUCGCCGGUCACUGGGUUUAUGCAGCAGGUCCAGCAGUCGGCGUCGUUGCCUGUUCCGCUGCGUCAUCCGCAUGCACAUGUGCAGCAGACGCAAGCCCAAACGCACCCUGUCCUCCUUCAGGAGUCACCGCAGCAGCAGCAGCAUCCACAGCCAGAAAAGCAAAGUAGCAGCGAUAGUAUAGCUCAAGAAGCGGCAGCAGAGACGUUCGAUUAUACGAAGCCGAGGAGACUGCACAGCGCACGGACGACACCGCUCAUGCUCUCGGACCUGGACGAGCCCGUGCGGAGGGUGGUGGAGGAUAUGCGGGAGCAGCGGAUGAGCUUGUGUCAGAGUCUGAGGCAGUAUGUGUUUGUGCAUCGGGCGAUCUUGGAGGGCGUGUUGCAGUUGGUGGAUGAGGAAAGGGAGAUGUAUGGGGAUGUGUGGAUGGAUGCGGAUUUGGGCGAGGGCAAGGAGGCGGUGGCGAAGGCGAAGGAGGAGGCGCUCAGUCCCGCUGUGGAUUUGGCGGGUUCGGGUGGGCAGAUGGGUGCGAUGCCGUGGCAGCCAAUCCCGAAUAUGGCCACGGGAGAGCCGAGUCCUUCGUCAGGUACUAUUCACCAACCGGACCAGCCGAGUAUCAUCAUCUCGUCAUCACCUUCCCCGUCCAAGGGCAAACGGGGCGCGAGCCCAACGGAGUUGCCGAUCAAGGAUAAGAUGGGUGUGUUGAAACUCUCGAAGCGGCCGAGUAUCAAGAGGGUACAGGGCCAGAGGAGCGGUGACGGGGUGCAGUCGGAGUCUCCAGAGGGUCGUGAGGGUUCAUCGAGCGGCGGUGCGCUUGCGCGUGUAGGUGAGGGGGUCAAGAUGCAGCAGCCUAUGCACGACUCGUUUAUGACGAGGUCUCUGCCACCUGGGCUGGCGCCGCCAUAGAACGGCCGCCAGACGGAAUCGUAGGAUAAUCAUCAAUUACUUAUUCUUUCUCCUAUCUAUUCUCAUUCUCAUUCUCAUUCCAUGUUUUCCUCGUUCAUCUCUUUUUCUUUCAUUUCUCCGCUCUGUGUCUCUAUGUCGCUCCUUUCGAUGCUAUCGUUGCUGCGAUGUUCCUAUCUAUACGUCCGUGUCCAUGCGUAUUGCUUUUCAAAAAUCCAACAUCUCGUCACGAACCAGCCUCAUCUCCAUCUAUCCAUCCAUUCGUCCUCUGUCUCUUUUUCCCAUCGACAUUUCUCUUCUCUCAUAUCAUCUCUUUUUUUCAUUCCUCUCCACUGACUGACCUCUCUGUAUAGCACUCCUGUUCAUUUCCAUUCAUGUUCAGUAUUGCAGAUAAACCCACGCAAGAUACAACCCCUUACAUAUUGCAUCUCAUCGGCGGCAUGCUACGUUUCUACACUACAGUCCUCCUUCUCUUAACCUUUUCAACAUUAUAUUACCUACCUUUGCCCUACUCACCUAAAUAACC
This is a messenger RNA of Stereum hirsutum FP-91666 SS1, 5440 nucleotides long. RefSeq lists its product as uncharacterized. The coding region runs from base 1 to 4917 and encodes 1638 amino acids. The transcript is spliced from 3 exons. Gene Ontology annotation, biological process: protein dephosphorylation. Gene Ontology annotation, molecular function: protein tyrosine phosphatase activity. The record is from RefSeq and is a predicted model, not a curated record. Lineage: Eukaryota; Fungi; Basidiomycota; Agaricomycetes; Russulales; Stereaceae.